GUUUAAUAAAUUACAAUUUUUUUAUGUUUAAGAUUUAAGUAGUUUAAUUAUAAUAAUUAUUGUAUAACGAUGGCACACAACAUAUUCAAUAAAGAUUUUUCUCUCUUCAAUACCUAAUUGAUUUACUUUAAUUUUCACAAUACACUACUAUAGAUAUUAUACCAGUUAAUUGUUUAUAGCAAUAUGACAAUACCUAAAAAUUAGUUAACAAUAUAAAUAGAAGAAUAAUUAUGAUUAAGAUGCCGGCUAUUUAUUAAAGAACAAAUUAUUGGCAAUAACUAGUGUAAAUGGUUAUUAGUGUGAAUGAAUCCUUUUUACAAACUGUGUACCAGCAUAACUGAUCAGUUUUAUUACGAUCACAGUGUGCUGUGUCUUAAGUUGUACUUUUAAAUGUAUAUGUUACGGUAAAUGAUGUUACAUCGGAAAUUAACGUUAUUCGCCGGUUAUUUACAUUAUUUACCAAAUAUACAGGUUAUAUUAUACUUCAUAUAAUGUGGAAUGAAGUCAAAAUCGUUCAUGGAAAGCCAAGACAUAGUCAAAGUCAGGGGUCAGUUGAACGAGCCAAUAGAGACGUCCAAGAAAUGCUAGCUGCUUGGAUGGGUGAUAAUAAUAGUUCCGAUUGGCCAUCGGCAUUAAGAUUUAUUCAGUUUAAAAAAAAUAGAGCUUUUCAUUCAGGCAUAGGUAGAACGCCAUAUGAAGCGAUGUUUGGCUGCACGGCUAGAAUUGGUUUAAUGUCGUCUAAUCUUCCAAACGAUGAAAUAAAAGAGGUCAUUACGGAAGAAGAUUUAGAAAAAAUAACCAAUGAACCAAUCACCGAAGAAGACGAAAUCGGAAAUGAAAUCAUAGAAAUCGUAGAAAAAAAUUCGGAACUUGAUGAUCGUCAAGAAAAUAUUUGUAUUGCACGUAAAAAUUCAAAAAAAAAUUUAGAAAAACAAGGAGAGAAAAUGAUGAAACUUUCCAAAGAAAAGUUUCCUCAGCUUGAAAUAGGCACAACUGUACGUGUAACUAUACCGGACGUUGAUAGAGCUCGUGGUUCUCCGCGAAAUAUACUGGCAGUUGUCACCCAAGUUGAACAUGACUUAUACAAACUCUGUACGGAACAUGGUUUUCUUAAAUAUAAUUACACACGCCAAGAAAUAGCUGCUUGCGAAGAAAAUCUAUUAGACAUGUACAAUGUGAUAAAAUUAGCAGGUGAUAGACAGUUGACACUGAGGGAAGCAGCUAGUAAUAGUUCGGUCGCGGGCCCUCAAGGGUACCAGCGUUGCCAUUGCAAGACUGGUUGUAAUAAUAAACGUUGUGCCUGCCGUGGGGCUGAAAAAUUAUGUAAUAGUAAAUGUCAUGGGAGUACAAAUUGUAAAAACAAAUAA
Molecule: messenger RNA, 1367 nt
Organism: Melanaphis sacchari
Lineage: Eukaryota; Metazoa; Arthropoda; Insecta; Hemiptera; Aphididae
Exons: 4
Coding region: 492-1367 (291 amino acids)
Biological process (GO): DNA integration
Molecular function (GO): nucleic acid binding
Source: RefSeq, a predicted model, not a curated record